Molecule: messenger RNA, 735 nt
Organism: Toxotes jaculatrix (banded archerfish)
Lineage: Eukaryota; Metazoa; Chordata; Actinopteri; Toxotidae
Product: histone H4
Exons: 1
Coding region: 253-564 (103 amino acids)
Biological process (GO): nucleosome assembly
Cellular component (GO): nucleosome
Molecular function (GO): protein heterodimerization activity; structural constituent of chromatin; DNA binding
Source: RefSeq, a predicted model, not a curated record
GUGUUGCGCCAAAUAAUAAAAAAAAAAGACGCAGAUAUUUCAGGAGUUCAGUAGAAAUGACAGGGUCAAUGCUUUACUCUAAGUUUCAUUUGACAUUCAUUUCAUUAAUCGGAAACGCAGCGGCUCAGGAAAAGGAAAAUUGGCGGGCCGAGGUCGAGCUGUCUGUCUUCAUUUACGUCCGCGUAAAUGAUUGAAAACCAGACGUUCACUUGACCGACAUCAGUUGUUCGAAACAACAGGAAGUUUGACAAGAUGAGUGGAAGAGGAAAAGGAGGCAAAGGACUCGGUAAAGGAGGCGCCAAGCGUCACCGUAAAGUUCUCCGUGACAACAUCCAGGGAAUCACCAAGCCCGCCAUCCGCCGUCUGGCUCGCCGUGGUGGCGUCAAGCGUAUAUCUGGCCUGAUCUACGAGGAGACCCGCGGUGUGCUCAAGGUCUUCCUGGAGAAUGUCAUUCGUGAUGCCGUCACCUACACCGAGCACGCUAAGAGGAAGACGGUGACUGCUAUGGAUGUGGUCUACGCUCUCAAGAGGCAGGGCCGCACUCUGUACGGCUUCGGCGGUUAAACCAGACCUGAACUUACAACAACACAACGGCUCUUUUCAGAGCCACACAAAUCACCUGAAGAGUGUAAUCCUUGAACGUAUCAUAAUUGUCUUCUCCGACAAAGUUUUUUUUUUAAAGUCAAUUUAAUAAAGAGUUUACUCUUUUGUUAAUAAUAAAGUACAGUAACACUU